This is a messenger RNA of Priapulus caudatus, 2220 nucleotides long. RefSeq names its product serine/arginine-rich splicing factor 7-like. NCBI's taxonomy places the organism in Eukaryota, Metazoa, Priapulida, Priapulimorpha, Priapulimorphida, Priapulidae. Gene Ontology annotation, molecular function: zinc ion binding; RNA binding. Bases 216 to 851 code for a protein of 211 amino acids. The record is from RefSeq and is a predicted model, not a curated record. Gene Ontology annotation, biological process: mRNA splicing, via spliceosome. Gene Ontology annotation, cellular component: nuclear speck. The transcript has 6 exons.
CGUCUUGCUGACCCCUUUUUUCCCGUGGCCAUCUUGAAUGCAGAGUCAGACACGCUCCCGGUGACGUUGAGAAGAAAGCUUUCUGGCUUGUGUGUUCCUAGUGACAGUAGUGUUAGUUUAUGGUUUACGUUAAAAGUAAAAAAGAAACGCAGUAUUUUAUGACAUUGUAAUAAUAUACUGGUACUAGCCAUAAAAGACCUCAUCCCAACUCAAGAAUGUCUAACCGAGGCGGCGGUGGACCGUUAGAUUGCAAGGUUUAUGUGGGCGAUCUAGGGAGUGGUGCUACGAAGCACGACUUGGAGCAGGCGUUUGGCUAUUACGGGCCGCUGCGUAAUGUCUGGGUGGCUCGCAAUCCUCCAGGAUUCGCCUUUGUGGAAUUUGAGGACAAUCGAGAUGCUGAGGAUGCCGUCAGGGGCCUGGAUGGACGCUCUCUCUGUGGGGCGCGCAUCCGUGCUGAGAUGUCGACCGGACGAAGCCGCAGUAGGUUCCGGGGGCCGCCACCGCGUGGCCGUGUCUUCAACCCGGAUGAUCGCUGCUAUGAGUGUGGACAGAGGGGGCACUAUGCUUACGACUGCUCGCGCCGUGCUGGCGGCGGCGGCGGUGGUGGCGGCGGAGGCGGAGGCGGAGGCGGAGGCAGACGCAGAUCCAGGUCCCGAUCAAGGGACCGUAGGAGUCGUAGCAGGAGCAGGAGUCACAGCCGUAGUCGUGGCGACCGCCGAUCCCGCAGUCGUAGUCGCAGCCACAGCCGCGGACACAGCAAGCGCUCACCCAGCCGCAGCCGCAGCCGCAGCAGGAGUGUUUCGCCGCGCAAGUCUCGUUCGCGGUCUGCACCCAGGAACGAAAAGGACUAACAGCAAGGACUAACUAGCAGGCGCGGCGGCCGCACUUCACGGGACCAUAGUCGCGGCUAGGUCGUGUGACCGACCCGACCCGAUCACACCUGCCCUCUGAAUCCUGUUCGUCGUCGCAAACGAUGCAGAGGUGCCUAUCCCCUCAUGGGUUUAUUCUUGUACUUCUCUCUCUCUCUCUCUCUCGUGUGCGUGCUCUUUUUCUCUCUCUCUCUCUCUCUGCCAUUCACACCAGAGAGAAGGCUGUGUCUGUUUAAGUCAUGACCCUCGUCAAUGUAUCGUGACUCGCAUUCCCCACUAAUUGGCGGCCACUUGUUUCAUCACUUGGACGCAUCGGCGGAAUACCGCGCGAGCUUAUCGUUCAUUGUCGCUGCUGUUUCGGGUUCUCGUCAGCAGUUCUUUUAUCGCGUACUAGAUUUUCGCGACAUAGCAGUUGACGCUUGAGGAGUAACUGCUAUUCUCAGUUAGUAGUUUGCGGCUAUAAUAAGUUUAACGUGUGUAUUGAUUCAAUGUGAUCGGAAUCAUUGUGAGAAUUGGUGGGCACCGUGUUGAUUCGACAUAAUGCACUGCAACCCAGAGAUUGCCGAUUUUGGGAAAAAACGUUUGUAGGAGUUAAUAGACAUGUAGUGUUAGCAGAUGUCCACAUUGCAAGCUUAUAUCUAGUGAAAGCUCGUGGCAGUCUUUGUAGUUACGUAGUGGCAGUCGAGUGUGCGUGAGUGUGGUUGAGUGUGUGUGAAUAGUUUGUGGGACCAAGUGUACAGUGCAGAAAUCGGGGCUUUUAGAAUAGAAGAUGGGUAAAGGAUCAAGACGUCGGGAAGAAAUCGAUUCGCGGGCGUGUAAUAACGUUGACGUGCGCGGUCAACGAUGAAUCCUCUAACAUAAAGUUAGUUCAAAUUUUUCCAGACAAUUCUAGUUGCUGCCCGGGCGUAUGCUUCCCUGACAUCACAGGAAGUGAUGACGUUUGUGCACACCGCGACUGCAACGACAUUGGCUUUCCGUCUGUAAUUCCUGUUUUGAUGGUAGUGUGUGCGCAGGGUUGACAUCUGAGACCAUCACUUCCUUUUAGUUUAAAGUCGUCACGCGUAACAUUUUAAUCGGAAGGUUUCCACGCAGGUCGCACUAACUAGUAGAGGAAGAUGAGUGAUUUAAUGUCGGGAAAAGAAGCAGGUAUAGGACGAAUGUCUCACUUUGUUUUUUCGAUUUAUGAAUGGAUCGCCAUGUAUAGUUUUUAACAGACCUUACAACCAUCACGUGUAACCAAUUUUCUAUCCAAUAAAUGUAUGUAUUCAGUCGUAUAUCCUGAGUGCAACGAGUGUUAAUUCUUUCACGUUCUAUUGAAUGUAAUAAACAGUGAAAUCGUCUACGAAUAUUA